AAACCUGCGUCAGAACACCAACAGGAGAAAAGAUAAACAGGGUGGUCGUCGGGUAAAUCCAAAUUUGACUCGUCACUGAAACAACAUGAACGUGUUAAACACAAGGAGAAUUGUGAUGUUGGGAAAAACUGGAUCUGGGAAAAGCAGCCUGGCUAACACCAUAUUUGGAGAGGAACUGUUCACAAUCGGCGACAAUAGCGACUCUGAAACAAGUGAAUGUAAAGCAGAAACCAAAUCUGUCAACAGAAGAAGCAUCACUUUGAUCGACACUCCUGGUUUAUUUGACACAAAGAGAUCUGAGGAGGAGCUGAAGCGUGAGAUAGUGAGGUGUAUCACAGAGUGUGCUCCUGGUCCUCAUGCUUUUCUCAUUGUGCUUGAAGUGCACAAAUUCACAGAGCACGAGCAGGCUGUCAUCACAAAAAUAAACCAGUAUUUUUCUGAAGAAGUUUUAAGAUAUGCCACAGUAGUCUUUACUCAUGGUGACAAGCUCUGUGAAGGACAGAAAAUUAAGGAUUUUUUUCGGGCAAAAUCAGUUUGUGAGUGAUCUGAUGAAGAAGUGCGGUGGCCGCUGCCACGUCGUUGAUAAUAAAUACUGGAAGAACAACCAGCAGGAUGAAUACAGGAGUAACCAGUUCCAGGUGAAGGAGCUUCUUAACACAAUAGAGAAGAUGAUUGAGGCAAACGAAGGAAGCUGCUACACCAAUGAGAUGCUACAAGCAGUGGAGCGUGUAAAUCAACUAGAGGUGGAGGCCAUUAGACGGUCACCAGGAAACAUGUCAGAGGAAGAGAUCAGAGAGCAGGCUAAGGGCAACGUAUUUGAGAAGCUUUUGAUCAAAUUGGCAGGUACUGCAACAGGUAUAGUGUUAGGAGCUCUUUUUGGUGUAGGAGUGAGUGUUGGAACAGUUUUCAUAAUUAUAAGGAGGCUGAUAAGAUCAUUAGAAGAUACAAGCAAAACAGUAGCAGCAGCAGCAAACUUCGUAACAGCAGUACGAGAAAUAGCAGGAGCAGCAGGAGGACCAGCAUUAGUAGGAAGUGCAGCAAUUAUAUCUUUAGCGGCAUCUGCUGCAGUGGGAGGUGUUACAGGAUAUCGUGCAGCAAAGGGAGCAGACACACCACAGGAAGCAAUGGAAAUGGCAGCAGUGGCUGUCAAGGAUGGAGCACUAUGUCUUUUUGAUUCAGUACAUCAUGCUAUGAACAGACAAUUUGACCCAAAGGAUGUGCCAGAACGUACUUUGAGUACACAAAAACCAAACUGAGGUGGUUGUUUUUGGAGCCAAAGGGUUAAAAGUCAGCGCUCAACUUCAAUCGGCAAUGUUAAAAACAACAGACAAAGCCAGAAAUCUUGGUGUAGUCACGGACUCAGACCUAAAUUUCAACACCCACAUUAAGACAAUUACAAAGGCAGCAUAAACUUUGACUCUAUUACUGCAACAGUGUCUUUACAUGUCUCCCAAAAAAAUUAAACUUCUGCUCGAGUCCUCA
Molecule: messenger RNA, 1482 nt
Organism: Perca flavescens (yellow perch)
Lineage: Eukaryota; Metazoa; Chordata; Actinopteri; Perciformes; Percidae
Exons: 2
Coding region: 477-1256 (259 amino acids)
Molecular function (GO): GTP binding
Source: RefSeq, a predicted model, not a curated record